UUAUUUCUGGAACUGGAAACUACAAAUCGUAAGCGAAAACUUGAUUCUCUGGUCUAGUCGUAAUUGUCCAAGCUUUGUCAAUGGCGCCUGAUAUUGAGAAGAGGGCAAAAGAGGCGUUCGUGGAUGACAAUUUCGAGCUUGCAGUUGAUCUUUACACGCAGGCCAUAGAAAUAGACCCUAAGAAUGCCGAUCUCUACGCUGACCGUGCCCAGGCCAAUAUCAAGCUUGGGAAUUAUACUGAAGCCGUUGCUGAUGCAAACAGAGCGAUUGAGUUGGACUCUUCAAUGGCCAAGGCAUACCUACGUAAAGCUACUGCAUGUAUGAAGCUUGAAGAAUAUCAGACUGCCAAAGCAGCGCUCGAGGCAGGUGUAUCUUUGGUGCCAUCCGAGCCACGGUUUACUAGUUUGAUUAAUGAGUGCAAUGACCGCAUUGCAGAGGAAACUGGUGAAAUACCCAAGCAAUUGACACAAAGUACUCCACCAACUGCUGUGACUCCUGUUGGAUCACAUUUAUCAGAUGGAACUGUAAACGAUUCUUCUCUGAGCCAGAAUAGCCAGCCAACACUGGUGACACGAGCUAAACCAAAAUACAGGCAUGAAUACUAUCAGAAGCCAGAAGCAGUAGUUGUGACUAUUUUUGCCAAGGGAAUACCAUCCAAAAAUGUGGCUGUUGAAUUUGGUGAACAGAUUCUAAGUGUUUCCAUUGAUGUUCCUGGAGAAGAUUCAUAUCAUUUUCAACCUCGCUUGUUUGGGAAGAUAAUACCAGAGAAAUGCAGAUAUGAUGUUUUGUCAACCAAAGUUGAGAUACGGCUUGCAAAAGCUGAGGCCAUCAACUGGACAUCUUUGGAAUUUACUAGGGAAAAUACAAUUAUACAGAAGAUUAAUGUACCAUCAGCUGGAGGUACUGGAACUGUACGACCUACAUAUCCCUCGUCAAAAUCAAGAGUUGUUGAUUGGGAUAAGCUUGAAGCCCAAGUCAAGAAGGAGGAAAAAGAUGAAAAGCUAGAAGGAGAUGCGGCUUUGAACAAACUGUUCCGGGACAUAUAUCAAGAUGCGGAUGAGGACACCCGGCGAGCCAUGAGGAAAUCUUUUGUGGAGUCACAUGGGACAGUUUUGUCCACAAACUGGAAAGAAGUGGGUGCAAAGAAGGUGGAAGGCAGUCCUCCAGAAGGCAUGGAGCUUAAGAAAUGGGAGUACUAGAUGCUCACUUUGUUUUGGUUGUACUCUAGAUUCAAAUAUGUGGUUUUGCUGCUUCAGAUACUUUCCCCUCCAUUUUUUGGGUGUUCAAGGUUAUGUUCAGAUGCUGUCUUAUUGGGAAUUUGUGGAUAUAUGUUAGUCUCUGUUUCCAACU
Telopea speciosissima is the source of this 1350-nucleotide messenger RNA. Its product is annotated as protein SGT1 homolog. The record is from RefSeq and is a predicted model, not a curated record. The transcript has 10 exons. NCBI's taxonomy places the organism in Eukaryota, Viridiplantae, Streptophyta, Magnoliopsida, Proteales, Proteaceae. Gene Ontology annotation, biological process: defense response to fungus; protein stabilization. Bases 81 to 1199 code for a protein of 372 amino acids. Gene Ontology annotation, cellular component: cytoplasm; nucleus. Gene Ontology annotation, molecular function: protein-folding chaperone binding.